AAUGAACCUGCUGACACAAGAGAUAUUGAUCCGGAAUAUGAUUUUAUUAUCGUUGGUGCAGGUACAGCCGGCUGUGCUUUAGCUGCCCGAUUGUCUGAAUUAAAAGAUAAUACAGUAUUAUUAAUUGAAGCCGGAGGACCUGAAGAAUUUAUGAUGGACAUACCAAUGAUGGCACCUAAUUUACAAGGUUCUCCUGCUGAUUGGGCAUACAUGUCAGAACCAGACGGUCGUUGUUGUACGGGCCAGCCAGGUGGUCGAUGUUUUUAUCCCCGUGGUAAAGUUAUGGGUGGAUCAAGUGUAUUAAACUUCAUGAUCUAUUCACGCGGACAUAAAAAAGAUUAUGAUCGUUGGGCCGAAGCUGGAUGUAAAGGAUGGAGCUAUAAAGAAGUUUUACCAUAUUUUAAAAAAUUGGAAAAUUUUAAAAUCGAUGAAUACUUUGACCCUGAAGAAAAUGGCAAAGGAGGUCCAGUUCAUGUUGAACUAUCGCCCUACGAAACACCAAUUGCCAAAGAAAUUUCCAAAGGCUUUUUAAAUUUGGGAUAUAAAUAUGGAAAUGUGAAUAAAGCUGAUAACAAAGGAUUUUCUCGAAUGCCUGCAACAUUAAAACACGGUACUCGUCACAGUUCAAGCCGAGCAUAUUUACAUCCAAUUGCAAAUAAACGUCCAAAUUUACAUGUCAAGAAAAACAGUUUGGUUACCAAAAUUUUAAUAAACAAGAAAACCAAAACCGCUUAUGGAGUCCAAUUUUUGAAUAAUGGCAUCACACGCCGAGUCCUUGCAAGAAAGGAAGUGAUUGUAAGUGGAGGUGCAAUGAACUCCCCUCAAUUAUUAAUGUUAUCUGGUAUUGGACCAGCACAUCAUUUAAGAUCACUAGGAAUUCCAGUUAUCCAAAACUCAUCAGUCGGUUACAAUCUUCAAGACCAUAUUGCUCUUGGUGGUUUGAUAUUUGUAACUGAAGGAUCCUCAACAACUACACCAUUGGAUUUAAUUCGAAAUGAUACAAUCAUCACCGAAUAUUUUAACCAUCAUACCGGACCUUUAUCCGUACCAGGUGGUUGUGAAGUUAUUGGAUUAAUAGAUCCGGAUAAGGAUGGUAUUCCAAAAGUUGAAUUGUUAGUUGUAUCACAACAAAUCAUGAUGAAUUUCUUCUUAAAUACACCAAUUGCAGCAUUUUUGGAACCGUAUUUAGCCACAUCUAUAUGGCUUUGUUUACCCAUGGUGUUGAAACCAUACAGCAGAGGUCGUAUAAAGUUGAAGUCCAAGAAUCCACUUGACUAUCCACUAAUUGAACCUAAUUAUUUUGCUGAUGAACGAGACUUAGCCACAAUGGUACAGGCUGGUCGAAGAAUGCUUGAAAUUAACGAUAGCCCAGUUAUGAAAAGAAUCAAAUCACGUUUAUUACGUUUACCGUUACCAGCUUGCGAACCAUUCCCAAUUAGAUCCGAUGAAUAUUUAGCAUGUUUGUCACGCGAAAUGACAUUUAACAUUUACCAUCAAAGUGGAACUUGUAGAAUGGGACCAGCAAGUGAUCCAACCAGUGUUGUUGAUCCAAGAUUACGUGUUAUUGGUGUGAAAAAUUUACGUGUUAUUGAUGUAAGUAUUAUGCACGAAAUACCUUCAGGACACACAAAUGGACCAACUUAUAUGGUAGCAGAAAAAGGUGCUGAUAUGAUUAAAGAAGAUUGGGGAUAUCCAAUACCACGAAAUGGUAACUGGGCCUAUAAUCCUAUCGACGAACAUAAAACGUAAAUUACAUUCAGUUUUGGGCAUUAAUAAAA
Molecule: messenger RNA, 1778 nt
Organism: Chrysoperla carnea
Lineage: Eukaryota; Metazoa; Arthropoda; Insecta; Neuroptera; Chrysopidae
Product: glucose dehydrogenase [FAD, quinone]-like
Exons: 1
Molecular function (GO): oxidoreductase activity, acting on CH-OH group of donors; flavin adenine dinucleotide binding
Source: RefSeq, a predicted model, not a curated record